This is a messenger RNA of Sungouiella intermedia, 258 nucleotides long. The record is from the annotation of a GenBank genome assembly. NCBI's taxonomy places the organism in Eukaryota, Fungi, Ascomycota, Pichiomycetes, Serinales, Metschnikowiaceae.
AUGAACUGGGGACUGAAGUCAUCGGGAAGUGCCAAUUCCGACUUGUGUGGUCGCUUUAAGAAGAACUCAGAAUAUGGAACCAAGAAGAAGAAAAGGGCUGAUGGAAAACUAGACUUUUUUUCGAGAAUAGUAUCGUCGCUUCGAUUUCCGGCAAACAUAAGGCUGACGACGUUUGCCUUGAACCCAAGGUUGUACGGCGAAUCAUUCACACUGAAUGCCACCACUUUUCUGGUUUCUGAAUGGGCCACAUUGAUAUAG